CUCAGUCAAACAGGACGAUUAAGAAGAAAAAAAAAUGGAUAAACGUCAAGAUGGAAUCGUACAUAUGUGUCUUUUGGUGAUGAUUCAAUGGAUUAGUAUAGCAGUUGUUGUACUUAAUAGUGUGGCAUAUAGUAUGUCACAGCAACACCCAUUGUUAGAUGGUAAAUUAGUAUCAUCUCAGUCAGGACCUCAGGAUAUACUUUUGAUUGUACUAGGAGUCACCUCCUUUUUGGCGGCUUCUUUACCACUAUGUCUUCAUCUAUAUAUUUAUUAUCGAUCCAAUGGUGCUUGUUCUUUUUCACCAUCAAAAAUCGUAUUGAUCAGCGAGUUAUGCAUUGGAGUUGUCAUGGUAACCCUUUGGACGGCUGCUUCUUCUAUUGUAUUGACACAUUUUCAUGUAUCAUCUAGUUGUCGAUUAGAUGUUGUUAAUGAUCUAUCAGCAUGUAAAAUGUUGGAUAUGGCAAUCACCAUCGGUAUUGUAGCUAUAGCAGGAUGGGUGAUGAUGCUGAUCAUUGCAUCCAUCAGCAUAUCAAGAUUACCGGCAAUGCCAUCCUUUAUUUUAGAACAAAAUCCAUAUCAUGCCAUUGGCUAUCCUUUGGAACAAGAACAAUAUCACGUAGCUGCUCCACCUUAUUCAUCAUUGCCUCAACCACCGCCUCCUUUGUUACUGUCAUCUCAAUCUAGAAAAUCUUAUUUAAGAAGUAAUGCAAUGGAAGAUAUGAGCUCAAACGACAUCAGAAAUGGGGAGAAAAAACAAACUUUUAUGGGUGAUGUUGAUGAUUAUCCUACCGAUAUGAAAUAUCCUCUAUAUAAUAUUGACUCUUUACCUACUAUUCAAAUCGGGGUAUCAAAGUUUGAUAUCUCUUUUAUGUCCUGAAUUUCAUUGUUUUCUUUUUUUUUUUUUCU
Molecule: messenger RNA, 906 nt
Organism: Halteromyces radiatus
Lineage: Eukaryota; Fungi; Mucoromycota; Mucoromycetes; Mucorales; Cunninghamellaceae
Exons: 3
Coding region: 35-877 (280 amino acids)
Source: RefSeq, a predicted model, not a curated record